CUGCGAUUUGCUCUGCACAGCCAAAGCACUCUCAGCGAUGAUGGUCUGACGAGAUCGCCUGGCCCUACCUUCAGACUAUAGUGGGUUUGGGUGUCAACAAGGUCAUGGCAAGUCAGUCGCAGAUAGGUCGAUGAUCAUUGCGCAGAGGAGACAAGGGCGUCUGUCAGCUCGCGCCUGAUGCACUGCAGGCUUGCACGAACAAGUUGAUCUGCCAUCCUGAGUGUCUGCUGGAAUUGACUGAAGCUGUAAGGUCCUUUCGCGCUCGCUGGCUUGCUGCGUCGCGUCGCCUUUGGCUUUGGCUAGAAAACGCCGCACGGCCAAGCGGCGUCACCUCGAAAGCGCUUAGCUUCGAUGGAUCAGCAUGACUUCAUCAGUCGAGUUGGAUAGUCUGGCUCAUCUCUCCGAGGACCUCCAUUCCCAUCGUCCCGGCCUUCGGCGCACCUUGAGUCCCAGCUCGAGCAGUACAAGCUUGCGCAAGAUGUCUGCCAAAGCGAGAGGCAAGCAACGAGAUCUAGGCCACUCGCCUUCUUCCAAUUCGCUCCUCGGCAAUCGAUCUACACGAAGACGCUACGGAACCCAGAGCGCCAAUGGCUCUGUGAACGGCAGCAUGCUCGAACCUGACACGGAAUCAGACUGGAGAGCAGAGGAGGAACAGGCCUUGCUUCAAUCUGAUCAAACUGCCGCUCAGCCCAAUGGCUUCGCGUCGGUCUCUUCGCCGCCCAAGCAAUCCAAACCAAGGAGGGAAUCAGGUCAGGCAAGGACGGUAGCUUUCGGCGCGAGCGAUAAAGUCAAAGUGCGAUUCCCAGCCAAUCUGAUCAGGAAUCAGAAGUACAACGUCGUCUCGUUCCUGCCCAUGAUUCUGUACGAACAAUUCAAGUUCUUCUUCAAUCUCUACUUCCUACUCGUCGCGCUCAGCCAAUUCGUGCCUGCCUUGCGAAUAGGCUUUCUAUCCACGUACAUUGUGCCAUUGGCGUUUGUGUUGACGAUAACGAUCAGCAAGGAGGCGUUUGAUGACUGGAAACGACAUGAAAGAGACCUUAUUGCCAACUCUGCACGCUACAAUGUUCUCGACUCCUUGGCAGCUUUGCCUUUACAUCCUUCAGACGCAUUGAAGCACAGCGCCAGUGCACAUGCGCCAAUGAGAAGCGUACCUUCCUCUCGACUUCGAGUUGGCGAUCUUGUCGUCAUCGAGAAAGAUCAACGCGUGCCUGCAGAUUGCGUCUUGCUGCGCACAUCAGACGAGUCAGGCAGCUGCUUCGUCAGAACGGAUCAGCUUGAUGGAGAGACAGACUGGAAGCUGCGCGUGGCCGUUCGAGCUACUCAGGCUCUCACCUCAGACGCCGAAUUGCUAAAGCUGGACGGAGAAAUCUAUGCCGAUGCACCUUCGAAAGACAUACAUAACUUCACCGGCACCUUCACGCUCAAUUCGAAGCCAUCUUCUGCUCUGACAGAGGAUAUACCGUCCGAUUUAGAGACGUCUUCGUUGCCUCUCAAUGCGGAAAACGUGCUCUGGGCAAAUACUGUUCUAGCAGCAGGACAAGCGAUCGGCUUCAUCGUCUAUACCGGCCAAGAGACCCGCGCCGUGAUGAAUACGAGCAAUCCGGAGACAAAGACGGGUCUGCUCGAUCUAGAGAUCAACAAGCUUGCAAAGAUUCUGUGCAUCGUCACCUUUGCGCUAUCGGUAUCACUUGUCGCAUUGAACAGCUUCAGAGGCCAGUGGUAUACCUAUGUCUUUCGCUUCGUCAUAUUGUUCUCCUCGAUCAUACCCAUCUCGCUUCGUGUCAAUCUUGACCUUGGCAAGACCGUCUACGCUCGUCAGAUUAUGAGCGACGCAGAGAUACCGGGUACGAUCGUCAGGACAAGUACGCUGCCGGAGGAAUUAGGCCGAAUAGAGUACCUUCUGACGGACAAGACGGGUACGCUGACGCAGAACGAGAUGGAGAUGAAGAAGUUGCAUAUGGGUACAAUAUCUUACACUGUCGACACCAUGGACGAAGUCUCCGCACAGCUCGAUACUGCCUUUGAAGGCACUGAAGACACUCAACAAAGUCUACUGUCUGGUCCUGGUAUGGCGAGCAGAGGGAGACGCGAUAUGUCAUCGCGCUUACGUGACAUCGUGCUCGGUUUGGCGCUCUGCCACAAUGUGACGCCUGUUAUUGAGGAAGACGGAUCAGUGACCUACCAGGCUUCUUCGCCAGACGAAGUCGCUAUCGUUCGCUGGACAGAGUCUGUCGGUCUCGUGCUUUCGAAUCGCACCAGAACAUCGAUCACGCUCAGGCGACCUGAUGGAUCUUUGCUCGAAUACGACGUACUCGAGCUCUUUCCCUUUACAUCAGAAUCGAAGCGAAUGGCCAUCAUCAUACGAGAUCGCAAAACGGAGGAAUUGACCUUUUACCAGAAAGGAGCAGAUGUGGUCAUGUCUCGCAUCGUUCAGGCCAACGACUGGCUAGACGAAGAAUGUGGCAACAUGGCUCGAGAAGGUCUACGAACACUCGUUGUUGCUCGAAAGAGGUUGGGCUCAGAUCUUUGGGAUCAAUUUCAAUCACAGCACCAUGCUGCCAGCAUCAGUACAGACGAUCGCGAAGCAGCAAUGGCCUCGGUGGUCUCGCGCCUCCUCGAACGGGAUAUGGAAUUGCUUGGUUUGACCGGAGUAGAAGACAAGCUGCAGACUGACGUCAGGAUGACACUCGAGCUGCUUCGCAAUGCUGGCCUCAAGAUCUGGAUGCUGACUGGCGACAAGAUUGAGACUGCUACCUGCAUUGCCAUCUCUAGCAAGCUCGUUUCGAGAGGCCAGUAUAUACACCAAGUCUCGAAGCUUCGCACAAGCAGCGCAGCGCGCGACCAGCUCGAUCUCUUGCGGUCGAAGCGCGACUGUUGUCUCGUCAUUGAUGGCGAAUCGCUACAGCUCUGCAUGGAGCUGUAUCUGGACGAGUUCAUCGAGCUGGCUACUUCACUCCCUUGUGUUGUCGCUUGUCGAUGCUCUCCCACGCAGAAAGCAGAUGUCGCUCGUAUCAUCCGACAGUACACUCGACGGCGGGUCUGCUGCAUUGGCGAUGGCGGUAACGACGUCAGCAUGAUCCAGGCAGCCGACGUAGGCGUCGGCAUCGUAGGCAAGGAAGGCAAGCAGGCUUCACUCGCUGCAGACUUUUCGAUCACUCAAUUCAGCUUCUUGACCAAGCUGCUCGUCUGGCACGGUCGGAAUUCCUACAAGCGUUCUGCCAAGCUAGCGCAGUUUGUCAUUCACCGAGGCUUGAUCGUAUCAGUCAUCACUGCCGUCUUCUGUAGCGUCUUCUACUUCGCACCAAUCGCCAUCUUUCAGAAUUGGCUCAUGGUCGGCUACGCGACAGUAUGGACGAUGGCGCCCGUCUUCUCACUCGUGCUUGAUCGGGACGUCGACGAGGGCCUCGCACUGCUCUAUCCGGAGCUAUAUCAAGAACUUACAAAGGGUCGAUCGCUGUCUUACAAGACAUUCUUCGUCUGGCUCAUGAUCUCGGUGUAUCAAGGCGGCGCCAUCAUGAUCAUGAGCUUGAUCCUCUUCGAAGACGAGUUCAUCAACAUUGUCGCCAUCUCGUUCACCGCACUGAUCCUGAACGAGCUCAUUAUGGUCGCUCUCGAGGUAUCUACGUGGCACCUUUACAUGUGGCUGUCAGAGAUCGUCACGCUAGUUUUAUACGUCAUCAGCAUACUGUUCCUGCCAGAGUAUUUCAACAUCGCAUUCGUGUUCUCGGUGCGAUUCGCGAUCAAGGUAGCCAUGAUCACAGCAGUGAGCACGCUCCCACUGUGGCUUAUCAAGAGCCUGCAAAAUCGGAUCUCGCCCGCAAGCUAUGCCAAGCUGCGAGGAUGACAAUGCAUUGUCGCUCAGUUGGGGUUCCAUUUGAGCGUGCCAGUGAGCCUGGACGCG
Messenger RNA from Mixia osmundae IAM 14324, 3901 nucleotides. RefSeq lists its product as uncharacterized. Gene Ontology annotation, biological process: phospholipid translocation; retrograde vesicle-mediated transport, Golgi to endoplasmic reticulum; endocytosis. NCBI's taxonomy places the organism in Eukaryota, Fungi, Basidiomycota, Mixiomycetes, Mixiales, Mixiaceae. Gene Ontology annotation, molecular function: magnesium ion binding; ATPase-coupled intramembrane lipid carrier activity; ATP binding. The transcript has 6 exons. Bases 362 to 3844 code for a protein of 1160 amino acids. The record is from RefSeq and is a predicted model, not a curated record. Gene Ontology annotation, cellular component: trans-Golgi network; endosome; plasma membrane.